Conger conger (European conger) is the source of this 3065-nucleotide messenger RNA. RefSeq names its product polypeptide N-acetylgalactosaminyltransferase 3-like. The transcript is spliced from 11 exons. Gene Ontology annotation, cellular component: Golgi apparatus. Lineage: Eukaryota; Metazoa; Chordata; Actinopteri; Anguilliformes; Congridae. The record is from RefSeq and is a predicted model, not a curated record. The coding region runs from base 276 to 2114 and encodes 612 amino acids.
CACGGAAGUAGUUAGCCGAGAUUGAGCAGCCUACGCUGCUUGCUCUGAAAAAGGUCCCGUUUCAGACCGCGACUGAUUUAGUUUGGAAUCAUACGUCUCCGUUGCGUGGGUAUUCAACGGAUAGUUUGAUAACGUUUGGCUAUUGAAAAAAUGUUUUUUGGGUCGUCUAUUGUGUGUUGAUAUGCCUCAGGUACAAAUGAUGUUACCAACUUUGCACAUUUUGUGAAGCUCCACCUCAGACUUACUUCUGAAUUUGCUGGACAUUCCCAGAAGGCAUGCCUGUCUUUCGCCGGCGAUUGCGGAGGCUGUUGCACCCCUGGAAACUGGGGCUUGUGGGCCUCAUUUUUGUCACUUUCGUAUUCCUGAUCCAACGGGAAGUAGUGAUCCAGACUGCAGAGGAGGGCACGAUGUUGGGCAUGGUGAUGGGCGCUGUCCAUAACUUGGGCGGAGGGCCUAAAAUGCAGAUCAAAGCCCCGGUCCGGCUUUCGGAGGGUUUGGACGGCGUCUCGUGUUUGCCCGGCCAUUACACCGCUGCUGAGCUGAAGCCGGCUUUGGAGCGUCCGCUCCAGGACCACAGCUCUCCUGGGGCAUCCGGAAAACCCUUCCCUACGGACGACCUGAGCCCCGCCGAGCAGGAGGAGAAGGACCAGGGAGAAAAGAAGCACUGCUUCAACCUCUUUGCCUCCGACCGCAUCUCCCUGAGCCGCGACCUGGGGCCCGACACCAGACCACCUGAAUGCAUAGAGCAGACUUUCAAACGCUGUCCACCCUUGAUGACCACCAGCGUAAUCAUCGUGUUUCACAACGAAGCGUGGAGCACACUGUUGCGGACGGUCUACAGCGUCCUGCACACCUCCCCGGCCAUCUUCCUCCGGGAGAUCCUCCUGGUCGACGAUGCCAGCACUGACGAGGCCCUGCACGAGGAGCUGGAUAACUACCUGAAGCGGCUGCACCUGGUGCGGGUGGUCAGGCAGCGGGAGAGGAAAGGCCUGAUUGCCGCUCGGCUCCUGGGAGCCUCUGUAGCCAGCGGGGACACCCUCACCUUCCUGGACGCUCACUGUGAGUGUUUCCCUGGAUGGCUGGAGCCAUUACUGGCCAGAAUAGCAGAGAACUACACAGCAGUGGUGAGUCCAGACAUCACCACCAUCGACCUCAACACGUUUGAGUUCAAGAAACCCUCCCCCUACGGACAGAACCACAACCGGGGAAACUUUGACUGGACUCUGGCCUUCGGCUGGGAGGGCCUGCCGGACCAUGAAAAGCUCCGGAGAAAAGAUGAGACCUAUCCUAUCAAGACACCCACUUUUGCAGGGGGGCUGUUUUCUAUCUCAAAGGAGUUCUUCUAUCACAUUGGAAGCUAUGAUGAACAAAUGGAAAUCUGGGGUGGAGAGAAUAUCGAAAUGUCUUUCAGAGUAUGGCAGUGCGGGGGCCAGUUGGAGAUCCUCCCCUGUUCCGUAGUGGGGCACGUCUUCCGCUCUAAGAGCCCCCACACCUUCCCCAAGGGCACCCAGGUGAUAAUCCGCAACCAGGUGCGCCUGGCUGAGGUGUGGAUGGGCGAGCACAAGGGCAUUGUUUACCGGCGGAACACGCAGGCUGCGCAGAUGUCCAGAGAGCGGUCUUUUGGUGACAUUUCCGAGCGCGUGGAGCUUCGGGAGCGUCUUAAGUGCAAGAGUUUCUCCUGGUACCUGAGUAACGUGUAUCCCGAGGCCUUCGUCCCUGAUCUCCAUCCUGCCCGUUCUGGCUCACUGAAGAGCAUUGGUAGAGAGCUGUGCUUGGAUGCUGGUGCGAACAACGAGGGAGCUAAGCCACUGAUCCUGUACACCUGCCAUGGACUAGGAGGAAACCAGUAUUUUGAGUUUUCGACGCACCACGAGGUCCGGCACAACAUCCAGAAGGAGCUGUGCAUGCAGGGCUCAGAGGACGCUGUGACCCUGGAGGAAUGUCAGAACAAGGGACUCGGCACCUCCACUGGACCUGAGCAGAAGUGGGAGUUGAAGAAGAACAAGUUGUUGUGGAACCACAAGUGGAGGCUGUGUCUGACAGCCCUGAAUGAGCACCCCACCCUGGUGGCCUGUAACCCGUCAGACAGGUACCAGCUCUGGGUGUUCACCUGAGGUCUCCUCCCCAUUCCCACCGCAGGAACCGGGAGGAGUCCCUUUCAGCAGCCGCUCGUGUGCUGGAUUCAUCUGUAUUUUGUAAAGUAAUGUUUUCUAUUCAUUAUAAAGUGAUAUUUGUAUGGAUACACAAGCACACAGAAUCAGUUUAUUUAUUUAUUUUGUGGAGGGGGGUGGGGCGUGGCAACUAUUGCAUUCCAUGAUGCAACAUAUGGGCACUUUCCUUUUGUGUGGCUUAAGAGAACAUGACCUCACCUCAGGAAAGACGUAGUUGUAGUGAAAGGUUUUGUGGUGAACAAGAAUUUGAAGGGAGGUGAAGCUUUGUCUAAUGGCGGCAGUUUUGAAAACUAAAAUUGGUACGUUGAAGACAAUUCUAUCAGGAAGCUUGUACAUAUGAUGUUUUUUCAGCCAAUAGAACCAAGUAUGGCAGCUAUCAACAAUUCAAACUGCCAUUUGCAAUAAAGUUGUAUACAAGGUUCCAGUAAUGAAAGCUUUGCAUUAACAUCAGGGAAGCAAAGUACAAUAAAGUGGAAAGACUGAGAACUGAAUGUUUUUAUAGCUAGCUUUCUUCCAUCCCUUGUUUGGUAUACUUUUUAUAUACCAUUGCUUUCUAUUUUCAUGUGCUAUUUGGCUGAUACAGUAUCUAACUUGAUAGCCACAUUUUAGAUGGCAAUUAAUGGCCAUUCCUGCAUUUAAUUCAGCAAUAAAAUGUCCUGUUUGGAAUUUCCUGUCUUAAAUGUGAAUGGUAAUGAACAUCCAUAAUACAUAAUGUACCGAUAGCUUAUUUUAAGAAAAUAUGUAAUGUGAAGUUUUCCAUGUUUAUACUACCACACCCGACAUAAACUGUUGUAAGGACUCUGCUACUGAUUGACAAGCUUUCCUCAGGUCGGUAUGGUUUUUCUUUAUCAGAAAUCAACAAAAGACAAAUAAAAACACUUGCACUUUGAGAAA